CUCUCUCUUUUUUUUUCCCUCUCAUCUUUUGUAAAAUACUUUUCCCCUCUUUCCUUUCUUUUACAUACAUAAAAUGGCAGUUAUUCAGAGAGACGUUUAUAAUCCUCUUCUUUUUGAAAUCGCCUGGGAAGUCGCUAACAAAGUUGGUGGUAUUUAUACCGUGAUUAAGACCAAGGUGCCUGUUACUGUUCGUGAAUAUGGGGAUAGAUAUACUUUAAUUGGUCCCUUGUCUUAUAAAUCUGCCCCUAUGGAGGUUGAAGCUUGUGAGCCUUCUAAUGAAAAGGUGAAAGAAGUUCUAGAUUCUAUGUCUCGUUAUGGUGUCAAGUACCUUUAUGGUCGUUGGUUAGUCGAAGGUUCUCCUUAUGUUCUCUUAUUUGAUACCCUUAGCGUGUUUGAUAAAUUGAAUGAAUGGAAGGGUGAUCUUUGGCGUUCCGCCGGUAUUCCAUCUCCACCAAAUGAUACUGAAACAAAUGAUGCUAUUCUUUUUGGUUAUUUGAUCACUUGGUUUAUUGGUGAAUUAGCACCUAAGUACAAUAAAGCUGGAGACCCAGCUAUUAUCUGCCACUUCCAUGAAUGGCUAGCUGGUGUAGCUGUUCCUUUAAUCAAGAAGCGUCAUCUUGACGUUUGUACCAUCUUUACAACUCAUGCUACCCUUUUAGGUCGUUAUUUGUGUGCUGGCUCUGUUGACUUUUAUAAUAAUCUUUCUAACUUUGAUGUUGAUGAAGAGGCUGGUAAGCGUGGUAUCUAUCAUCGUUACUGUAUUGAACGUGCUGCUGCUCAUUGUUCUGAUGUCUUUACUACUGUCUCACACAUUACUGCUUAUGAGUCAGAGCACUUGUUAAAGAGAAAACCUGAUGGCGUCUUACCUAAUGGGUUAAAUGUCGUUAAGUUUUCUGCUAUGCACGAAUUCCAAAAUCUUCAUGCGUUAGCUAAAGAAAAGAUUAAUGAUUUUGUUCGUGGUCACUUUUACGGUCAUUAUGAUUUUGAUCUUGAUAAUACCAUUUAUAUAUUCACUGCUGGUCGUUAUGAAUAUCGUAAUAAGGGUGUCGAUAUGUUUGUAGAAUCUCUUGGUCGUUUGAAUGCCCGUUUGAAAUCCUCUGGUUCCAAGAUGACCGUUGUUGCUUUCAUCAUCAUGCCUACUGCCACCCAUUCUUUCAACGUAGAGGCCUUAAAGGGACAAGCGGUAACACGUCAAUUACGUACAACAGUGAGUGAAAUUCAAGAUCGUGUUGGUAAAGCUAUUUAUGAAAAUGCCCUACGUCUUGAAGAUAUCAACCCUGCUAGCUUCCUUUCUGAUGCAGACAAGGUUCUCUUGAAACGUCGUGUCUUUGCACUCAAGCGUACUACCCUUCCUCCUAUCGUGACUCAUAAUAUAGUAGAUGAUGGUAAUGAUCCUGUCUUGAAUCAAUUACGUCGUCUUAAUCUCUUUAAUAACUCGGAUGAUCGCGUCAAGGUCGUCUUCCAUCCUGAAUUCUUGAACGCCAACAAUCCUUUGCUCGGUAUGGAUUAUGAAGAAUUUGUUCGUGGUUGUCAUCUGGGUGUCUUCCCUUCCUACUAUGAACCUUGGGGUUAUACACCUGCCGAAUGUACCGUCAUGGGUGUUCCUUCUAUUACUACCAAUCUUUCUGGCUUUGGUUGCUUUAUGGAAGAGAAUAUCGAGAAUUGUGACGACUAUGGUAUCUAUAUUACUGAUCGUCGUAUGAAAUCAGUCGAGGACUCAUUACAACAAUUAUGUGAUCAAAUGUAUCAAUUUGCACAAAAGACACGUCGUCAACGUAUUAAUCAACGUAACCGUACAGAAAGACUUUCAGAUCUUUUAGAUUGGAAGCGCAUGGGUCUUGAAUAUAUCAAAGCACGCCAAUUGGCUCUCCGUCGUGCAUAUCCCGACAGCUUCAUUGAUGACGAUGAUGAAGAACUCUUGGGCGAUACACCCGUCAAGAUUCCAAAGCCAUUAUCUGCACCAGCUUCACCUCGUAUUCGAAUGGAAGUGAAUAACAUGUUUAAUGAUGAUGAAGAGGAAGAAGACUUUUUGUUCCCCGCUCUUCGUAAAAAGAAUCAAGUUCAAACCAGAGAACAAGAACUUUUAAGUGAAGGAGACAUUGAAGCUUUUAAUAAGUUGACUCUAGAAAAGAAGGAAGAAAACCAUUAA
This is a messenger RNA of Cokeromyces recurvatus, 2149 nucleotides long. RefSeq names its product glycogen synthase. The transcript has 5 exons. Gene Ontology annotation, biological process: glycogen biosynthetic process. Bases 74 to 2149 code for a protein of 691 amino acids. Gene Ontology annotation, molecular function: alpha-1,4-glucan glucosyltransferase (UDP-glucose donor) activity. The record is from RefSeq and is a predicted model, not a curated record. Gene Ontology annotation, cellular component: cytoplasm. Lineage: Eukaryota; Fungi; Mucoromycota; Mucoromycetes; Mucorales; Mucoraceae.